AUGAAUUUCUGUAAGAUAUCCUGCCGAGCGCCGCUGGCGCUCAAGGCGGUGGCCGGUGUGUUUGUUUUGGUCAACUACGCUCUCAUGUCCAACGCCUCAGAGAUGGCAGCGCCCAUUCAGUGCGCUUCCGGCGAAACAAAGGAGAUUCAAGCGCCAACUAGUGGCUCCAUUGUUUUCCAAUGUGGGGCGAAUCUACAACUUACUCCCACUGAUGGCGCUGUCUUCCAGGGAGAGGAAUGCACAGAACAGACGAAAUUGGAUAGUCUCGUACCGGGUGCGAACCUGGUCACUAAAGCCCAGAAGUCCAAGAGCGCUUCUCCUACAUACACGCUGACUUUUGACGAUACUCCCCCCGAAGCCCAGGUGCUUUGCUACAAGUGUGUCGCCCCAACAGCUGACGCUGGCGGCUCAGGGCGGUCGGAGGCACAGGGGGGCGCGGAACAGGCACAAAAAGAAUGUAAACUCAUUAUUAACGUGCCAGGUGUCGAGGGCCUAGUCACUUCCUCUGGGUCUGUGUCUGCGUCUCUCACGCGAAAGUGUCUUGCUGCCGUUCUCGCAGGUUUGUUGAUCGCGUUACCUUAA
Neospora caninum is the source of this 582-nucleotide messenger RNA. Its product is annotated as SRS domain-containing protein. The transcript has a single exon. The coding region runs from base 1 to 582 and encodes 193 amino acids. NCBI's taxonomy places the organism in Eukaryota, Apicomplexa, Conoidasida, Eucoccidiorida, Sarcocystidae. The record is from RefSeq and is a predicted model, not a curated record. Gene Ontology annotation, cellular component: membrane.